UAUUUGUGCACCCCGGAGGAGAACGUUUACAAGAUCGACUUCACCCGCUUCAAGAUUCGGGAUAUGGAAUCUGGCACGGUCCUCUUUGAGAUCACCAAGCCCCCCGCCUCAGAACGUGAGCGCAGCGAAAAGAAGGAGGCUGACCCAAACGCCGGGCGGUUUGUGCGCUACCAGUUCACGCCGGCGUUUCUACGGUUGCGGCAGGUUGGAGCCACGGUGGAGUUCACCGUGGGGGAGAAGCCCAUCGGCAACUUCCGCAUGAUCGAGAGGCACUACUUCCGGGAUCAGCUGCUCAAGAGCUUCGACUUCCAGUUCGGCUUCUGCAUCCCCACCAGCAAGAACAGCUGUGAGCACAUCUACGAGUUCCCGCCGCUCUCCGAGGACCUCAUCCAGGAGAUGGUCCUGCACCCCUACGAGACCCAGUCGGACAGCUUCUACUUUGUGGACAACAAGCUGGUGAUGCACAACAAGGCCGACUACUCCUACAGCGGGGGGCCCUGA
Protobothrops mucrosquamatus (brown spotted pit viper) is the source of this 501-nucleotide messenger RNA. Its product is annotated as protein unc-119 homolog A-like. NCBI's taxonomy places the organism in Eukaryota, Metazoa, Chordata, Lepidosauria, Squamata, Viperidae. The record is from RefSeq and is a predicted model, not a curated record. Gene Ontology annotation, cellular component: spindle midzone; spindle pole; intercellular bridge. Bases 64 to 501 code for a protein of 145 amino acids. Gene Ontology annotation, molecular function: lipid binding. The transcript has 4 exons. Gene Ontology annotation, biological process: positive regulation of protein tyrosine kinase activity; negative regulation of caveolin-mediated endocytosis; mitotic cytokinesis.